This is a messenger RNA of Spirodela intermedia, 630 nucleotides long. NCBI's taxonomy places the organism in Eukaryota, Viridiplantae, Streptophyta, Magnoliopsida, Alismatales, Araceae. The record is from the annotation of a GenBank genome assembly.
AUGUGCGGCGCCGUCGUCGUCUCCGUCAGCUACCGCCGGUCGCCGGAGUUCCGCUUCCCCUGCGCCUACGACGACGGCUGGGCGGCGCUCAAGUGGGCCUCCACCCGCCCGUGGCUCCGCAGCGGGAGGGACUCGAAAGUGCGUAUCUUCCUCGCCGGCGACAGCUCCGGCGGCAAUAUCGCCCACAACGUGGCCCUGCGCGCCGUCGAAUCGGGCAUUGAGAUCUCCGGCAACAUCCUCCUCAACCCCAUGUUCGGCGGCGAGGGCCGGAAGGAAUCGGAGCUGAUGCUCGACGGCAAGUACUUCGUCACUCUUCAGGACAGGGACUGGUACUGGCGGGCGUUCCUCCCCGAGGGCGCUGACCGCGACCACCCUGCCUGCAACCCCUUCGGUCCCCACGGCGUUGACCUCCGGGGGCUCCCAUUCCCCCGGAGCUUGGUGGUGGUGGCCGGCUUCGACCUCAUAAGGGACUGGCAGCUCGCCUACGCCGACGGCCUCAAGAAGGCCGGCCAAUCCGUGAAGCUGCUUCACCUCAUGCAGGCCACCAUUGGCUUCUACCUACUGCCCAACAACAACCAUUUCUUCGAGGUCAUGGAGGAGAUCAGGACCUUCUUGAGUUCUGAUUGUUGA